Molecule: messenger RNA, 1563 nt
Organism: Danio aesculapii
Lineage: Eukaryota; Metazoa; Chordata; Actinopteri; Cypriniformes; Danionidae
Exons: 3
Coding region: 87-908 (273 amino acids)
Source: RefSeq, a predicted model, not a curated record
GGAGCAGCUACAGGUGAGACAUUCUCCUCCUCAAUUCAAAAGAGUCCUUGCAUGCUGUACUAUAACAAGAAUUAAUCUGGCCUCUGAUGUCCUCUGCUAUGAGUGAGAUGAGAUAUUUCUCCAUACCCUCUCUUGAUCUGGAAUGUCUCCUGUCAGUGAAAGCUAAAAUCCGUCAGGAAGGAUUGCUGGACUCAUACCUGAGGAACAGCCUUGACUUCUCCAUCCAGACCCUGGAGGCCUUUCCUGCAUCCAAGCGGCGUGAAGUCUCUCUAACCCUGGAAGGAGAGCGCCACCUGGUGCGUAUCACUGCUGGGGCACCUGUCCUGUUCUACACAGUACACCUAGGCUCAAAUGCACCACGAUUCCUUCAAAAGACCCAUCCAGAAACCCGCCUCACAACCUCCAGCCUGACAGAGAGCCAUUUUGAUGGACAUCGCUGCUGUGAUGAGCUGGAAAGCUGCCUGGAGCAGGCCAGAAAAGCCCUGAGAAAUGAGGAGGACAAAAACCCAUCAGUUCUGGAUCACAUGGAGCUCAAGAUCACUUGUGGAGAGCUGCACCUGACAUACAGCACCCAUCAGCCUCUACACACCAUCCACAUUCAGCCACGCUGCAGAGUCUAUCUGGGCAAAACAUUGUCUCUAGAGAAGAUCCUAGAGAUGAAGACGCACCUGGAGAAAAGCGGACAGAUGCAGAAAGACCUGCUGGUGUGUUUUCAGCACUUGCUGCAGCAUUCUGACCAAUAUCAGGAGGAGAACGCUCGUAUUGUGCUUCAGGGUGACGGGGAGAUGCUGGAGUUUGUCACUGGCAGAGCAGAAAACCACACAACCCAGUACUUCAUCUUCACUGAUGCUCAGAACAAAGCUCACAGCCAGAUGGUGCAGGACAUGGAGCUGUGGGAGUAUGAUUAAGACCUCCAUCUUUGUUAUUGGAUUAUUUGAGGAUGAAGAAUUUAAAGUAAUACUCACUUGAAUAGUUUCAAGUGUAAACUAUGUGAAACUGUAUGUGAUGAUUGCAUCUUUUGUUUAGGUUUGGAUUUGCUAUUUGACCUUUUCUGGGCAGGUCAAUGAGGUCAAUGGAUUCACAGAUUUCACUGAACAUUAUUAAGACACACUAUAAUGACAAAAAGUAAUGUAAUGUAAUGACAAAAAGUCAAGACAACAAAUAUUUUAUGCUGCUUUAACUUAUUUUAAUGGGUUAAUCAGGUUUAAACUAAACUUUUUAAGUUAUAAAAUGUUUAACUAUCAUUUUAGACAGCUUGAUUGAUGUAAGUUGAGACAAGUCUUAUUUUUUUCUGUUGAAGAAUAUCAAGGAUGCUUGACAUUUUGAGCUGCCUUUAGAAAGUUUCCAUUUGUCAUAAUUACACAUAAAGAAGGAACCACAUUCAGCUAGCCAGUCAAGCAGCACAUCUGAAAAGAGAGGACUAGCAGUACACAAAUAAUCUAAAUUUAGAUGCUUGUUGGAAUUAUUUAAUAAAUUCUUCUCCUACACCUUGUUAUUAGCUGGUACCUAUAAUUGUUGAUCAGUUAGCACAUGAACUAUCUACCAAUGCACUACUUAAAACAA